AUUAGAAAAUUAUGAAAAAUUUCUUCAUAUUCAAUUAGAAUUAUUACCAUCCAAUGAUCUAUUAUUAUCGAGAACCUAUACAACAAUCGCUUUAUUUUAUCGUGAAAUAGAUAAUCGUCAUAAAACAUUAGAAUAUUGUGAAAAGGCACAACAAAUUUUAUUAGAAUCAUCAGAUAAUAAUACAGUAAUAGAAGCAUCAUAUCGAAUUCUUGGAUCAAUUUAUAAUGAAAAUUGUCAAUAUGAUAAAGCCAUAGAAAGUUAUGAAAAACAAUUAGAAAUUCAAAUAAAAUCAUUACCUAUAAAUUAUCAUUCAUUAAUCGAUACAUAUAAGUCUAUCGGAUUGGUUUACGAUAGGAUAAAUGAUUAUAAUAAUGCGAUAAAAAUUUAUGAAAAAAUUCUUAAUAUUCAAUUGCAAUUUUUACCAACGAAUGAACGAUCGUUGAAAUCAACAUACGAACUUCUGGGAUGGUUUUCGUUUAAGAACAAUGAAAAUGAUAAAGCUCUCGAAUAUUAUCAAAAUUUACUUUAUUUUCAAUUACAAACCUUACCUGGAGAUGAUCUAGCAUUAGCAACGACAUAUAGUCGUAUUGCAUUGAUAUAUCGAGAUCAAGAUGAAUAUGAGAAAGCAUUAGAAAAUUAUCAAUAUGAACUUGAUAUUCAAUUAAAAAGAUUACCAUCAAUUCAUCCAUUAAUAGCAGAGACAUAUACUAAUAUGGCAGAUAUUUAUAGUAUAAAAGAGGAAAAAGAUAAAGAAUUGGAAGUUUAUGAAAAAAUACUUGAAAGUCAAAGAAGAUCAUUACCAAGCGAUCAUCCAACGCUAGAACUUACAUAUACACAUAUUGCAACAAUUUAUUAUACAAAAAAUGAAUACGAUAAAGCAUUAAACAUCUAUAAGGAGAUACUUGAAAUUAAACGGCAGUUAUUAUCCUCCAAUGAUUCAUCAUUAGCACUAAUAUAUAGCAAUAUUGCAUCCAUUUAUAGCGAUAAAGGUGAAUAUGAUUUAGCUUUUGAAAACUAUGAAAAAACACUGGAUAUUCAAUUGAAAGUAUUACCAUCAAAUGAUUUAUCAUUAGCAGAUGCAUAUGUCAGUAUGGGAUCUUGUUUUCAUCAGAAAGAUGAUCAUGAUAAAGCAUUAGAAUAUUUUCAAAAAGCAUUGGACAUUCAAUUAAAAUCAUUACCGGCCGAUCAUCUUUCACUUAAUCUAACAUAUAUGUUUUUAUCAUCUACUUACCGUGACAAGUCAGAAAUAGAUGAAAAAAAAGUCCAAUUCGAUUAA
Molecule: messenger RNA, 1276 nt
Organism: Rotaria sp. Silwood2
Lineage: Eukaryota; Metazoa; Rotifera; Eurotatoria; Philodinida; Philodinidae
Source: the annotation of a GenBank genome assembly